This is a messenger RNA of Schistocerca piceifrons (Central American locust), 807 nucleotides long. RefSeq lists its product as uncharacterized. Gene Ontology annotation, cellular component: plasma membrane. NCBI's taxonomy places the organism in Eukaryota, Metazoa, Arthropoda, Insecta, Orthoptera, Acrididae. The coding region runs from base 1 to 807 and encodes 268 amino acids. The transcript has a single exon. The record is from RefSeq and is a predicted model, not a curated record. Gene Ontology annotation, biological process: sensory perception of smell; detection of chemical stimulus involved in sensory perception of smell. Gene Ontology annotation, molecular function: odorant binding; olfactory receptor activity.
AUGAAGGACAAGGACAUUCCCUGGUCAGACACGGCCCUGUGGCUGGUGGCCCGCGUGCUGGCCCUCGGCGGCUCCUGGCGGCCACCCGGGGUUCCCGGCUUCACCCUGUACCGGAUCUGGGUGCUCUUCACGCAGUUCAGCUUCCUCUACGGCCAGGUGCAGGGGGUGUUCUACUUCUGGGGUGACGCCAACAAGGUGAUCGAGGACGUGUGCCUCCUGGUCACGACCAUCCUGGGCAUCAUCAAGUUCAUCAUCUUCGUCGUCAGGCAGGAGGACGUCUUCAAGAUCGUGCGCAACAUCGACGACCGCAGGCGCGAGCAGAGCGCGCUGGGGAACCCGCGCAUAGCGGCCGUCCUGGCCAGGUCGUACAGGUCGGCCACGAGGAUCACGGUGCACAUGGCCCUCAUCGGCGGCUGGCUGCCUGUCGUCUUCGCCAUCACGCCGUCCGUCAUCCGAGCCUUCGGCGUCGGCCCGCCGGAGCGCGAGCUGCCCGCCACGGCGUGGUACACGGGCAGCGAUUCCGUCACCCCCAUCUACGAGCUGCUCUCCGUGCUGCAGUACUUCAGCAUGCAGUACUCGCACUUCGCCGCCAUGUGCAUCGACCUCUUCUUCGCGUGCCUCAUCAUCCACGUUGCUGCCCAGUUGGAAGUCCUCAACGUCAGGAUCACCCAAAUUCGGGAGGACAUCUACCGUAACGGACAUGUAAGUGAGUCACCAGCAGGCACCAGGGACGAGGGAACAGAGGAAGAUUCCGCAUGGAGAGAACUGUGUGAGUGCGUGGAGCACCACAAAGACGUCAUAAAGUGA